UAUUCCCAAUCCUAAUGGAUUUAUUGACGAAUUCCUACUUUCCCCGAGUCAAAGUAACACGAAAAAUCAUUCUUGUAUCUCGCUAAGGAUGAGCACUAAAUAUAAGAACAUUUGCGAUAAGGUUUUCUUUAGUCGUGAUUCGUUACAUAUUUAAUUUAUCGAUAUGUCGUUCGAAAAUUUGCCAGAGGAACAUCCUCGAAAACUAAUUCCUUUCUUGUGCAAACAAUUUUACGAGCUUGGAUGGGUCACAGGAACUGGGGGUGGCAUGAGCAUGAAAUUAGGAAAUGAGAUCUACAUCGCACCUUCAGGUGUACAAAAGGAGCGCAUCCAACCAGAAGAUUUAUUUGUUCAAGAUAUGGCUGGCAAUGAUUUGCAGGUGCCACAAAAGAAGCUGAAAAAGAGCCAGUGUACACCACUUUUUAUGUGUGCUUAUACAGCACGCGGAGCUGGUGCUGUAAUCCACACCCACUCAAAAACUGCUUUGAUGGCAACACUACUUUAUCCAGGCAAAGAAUUUCGAUGUACUCAUUUGGAAAUGAUUAAAGGGAUUUACAACCCUGUCACUAAAUGCAACUAUCGUUAUGAUGAAACCCUUGUCGUCCCAAUAAUUGAGAAUACGCCAUUUGAAGAAGAUUUGAAAGACCGGAUGGCUCUAGUGAUGGAGGAAUAUCCACAAACUUCUGCAAUCCUUGUUAGACGACACGGAAUCUAUGUCUGGGGCGAGACUUGGGAAAAGACCAAAGCCAUGACUGAAUGCUAUGACUAUUUAUUUGAUGUCGCGAUUCAAAUGAUCAAGCAUGGUCUAAACCCCGAAGCUGUUCCAGAGGAUCUGAAGUAAAUAAUGGUAAAAUCACUGCUUGACAAUAUUCAAAACAUUCAAAAUAUUUUUAUUUCAUAAAAUGUGUCUUCUAAUAAAUAUGAGUCUUACUAAUAAUAAUUUAAUUACA
Messenger RNA from Folsomia candida, 947 nucleotides. RefSeq names its product probable methylthioribulose-1-phosphate dehydratase. The record is from RefSeq and is a predicted model, not a curated record. Bases 164 to 838 code for a protein of 224 amino acids. Gene Ontology annotation, cellular component: cytoplasm. The transcript has 6 exons. Lineage: Eukaryota; Metazoa; Arthropoda; Collembola; Entomobryomorpha; Isotomidae. Gene Ontology annotation, molecular function: methylthioribulose 1-phosphate dehydratase activity; metal ion binding.